Molecule: messenger RNA, 329 nt
Organism: Anopheles maculipalpis
Lineage: Eukaryota; Metazoa; Arthropoda; Insecta; Diptera; Culicidae
Gene: l(2)37Cg
Product: probable DNA-directed RNA polymerases I and III subunit RPAC2
Exons: 3
Coding region: 15-329 (104 amino acids)
Biological process (GO): DNA-templated transcription
Cellular component (GO): RNA polymerase III complex; RNA polymerase I complex
Molecular function (GO): DNA-directed RNA polymerase activity; protein dimerization activity; DNA binding
Source: RefSeq, a predicted model, not a curated record
AUUAUUCACUCACGAUGCCCAAGCUAGCAGAGCUUUCAGGUGACGAGAAUUCAGGCGAAAGUUCACGCACCUUCGUGUUCGAAGACGAAGGGCACACUUUGGGGAAUGUGCUGAAAAGUAUCAUCUGCAAGUAUCCCGAUGUCAACUUUUGCGGCUACACUGUACCACAUCCGGCGGAAAACAAAAUGCACUUCCGGAUACAGGCCGCCAAAAGUGUUCGUGCCAUCGAUAUUCUACGGCGCGGAUUGGAAGAUUUGGAGCGCGUAUGUGAUCAUACGAUAGAAACGUUUGAGGCAGCAAUAGCAUUACACCAGCAGGGAGCAGCUUAG